Messenger RNA from Vitis riparia (riverbank grape), 1573 nucleotides. RefSeq names its product probable inactive patatin-like protein 9. The transcript has 2 exons. Gene Ontology annotation, biological process: lipid metabolic process. Lineage: Eukaryota; Viridiplantae; Streptophyta; Magnoliopsida; Vitales; Vitaceae. Bases 200 to 1357 code for a protein of 385 amino acids. The record is from RefSeq and is a predicted model, not a curated record.
GCAAAAUUUGAGAGAGAGAGAGAGAGAGGGAGGGAGUGUGUCUGUUUAAGAGAGAGAAAUUGAGAAAUUUUCCGCCAUUAAUGCCUCUCAGCGAGAAAGUGUGAUCGAUAGCGUUGUGCACGGCUUCUAUAACUGAGACUGAUUUUUCUUUGCUGUCUCGUCUCUUUUUCUCGCUGUCCAAACAGAGGUGUUACGCGGCAUGGAGCUGAGCAAGGUGACGCUGGAGAUCUUCUCCAAACUUGAGCAGAAAUGGCUGUCUCACUGCGAAGGUAGUAAAAAGACUAGAGUUCUCAGCAUCGACGGCGGCGGAACCACCGCCGUUGUUGCCGCAGCCGCCUUGGUUCACCUUGAAGACCAGAUCCAACUCAAGACUGGCGAUUCGCACUCUCGCAUUGUUGAUUUCUUCGAUGUCGUUGUUGGUACCGGAAUCGGUGCUGUUUUUGCUGCAAUGCUCACUGCGGAUGACGGUUCUGGGCGGCCAUUGUUUAGCGCUAAACAAGCUGUUAAAUUUCUGACGGAGAAGCAGUGUGAGAUGUUUAAGAUCAAGCACGUUGGGGUCUUUCGCAGGCGCCGAAGGUUCUCCGGGAGGAGUAUGGAUAAGGUGUUGAAGGAGGCGUUGAGGAGAGAGGAUGGGAAGGUUUUAACGUUGAAGGAUACUUGUAAGCCUCUCCUUGUCCCUUGCUUUGAUCUCAACAGCUCUGCACCGUUUGUUUUCUCACGAGCCGACGCGUCCGAAUCCCCUAGCUUUGAUUUCGAGCUCUGGAAGGUCUGCCGUGCCACGACGGCCACUCCGAGCAUGUUCAAGCCGUUUUCGUUGACGUCGGUUGACGGAAAAACCUCUUGCUCUGCCGUCGACGGGGGUCUUGUCAUGAAUAAUCCCACUGCCGCGGCAGUCACUCAUGUCCUCCACAACAAGCGCGACUUCCCAUCCGUUAACGGCGUAGAAGACCUGCUAGUUCUGUCGUUGGGUAACGGUUCGCUAACCGAUCCGUCUCGCUGGCGACUCCGUCGUGACGGCGAGUGCUCGACGUCUACCGUUGUCGACAUUGUUCUCGACGGAGUUUCGGAAACCGUAGACCAGAUGCUAGGGAACGCCUUCUGCUGGAACCGUACCGACUACGUCAGAAUUCAGGCGAACGGUUUCGGCAUACAGAAAGUGGAACCGAGAAUGGCGGAGGAGGUGUUGAAGGAAAGAGGCGUGGAAUCGUUGCCGUUUGGCGGGAAGCGGUUGUUGACGGAGACUAACGGACAGAGAAUCGAAAGGUUUGUGCAACGGCUUGUUGCUUCGGGGAAGUCCAGUCUCCCACCGAGUCCGGUCAAGGAAGCCGCCGUUAGUCCUCUGGUUAACGGUCGUUAGCUUUUCAUCUUCAUUAUUAUCCCUUUUUUUUAGUUAACUCUCCUUUGUUAUAACCAACCUUAGGUUUGCUUAACUGUCUGUAUUUCCCAGUUAAAUAUCUAAUAAUGAUGUGUUCAUUCUCUCUCUUCCAUUGAAACAAGAGAUGUUGCCAAACAGUAAGACAGGCUGGACCCUUCUCAUGAACCCAAAUGCAAUGGAACAGUUCAAUAUUUUCCA